CUGAACAAAGAGAAAACUGAUCUGGGAAGCAACUGAUUUCAUUCGCUGGCCCACAGACUUGGACACACCCAUGUGACAACACACAGAACAUGGCUGCGGAAACGUUUGCUGAAUUCUUGAACAAACUCAAGGAAGUACACGAGAAAGAAGUCCAAGGCCUGCAAACAAAAUUAAAUGAGCUGACCAAUGAGAGAUGCCGAGACGCCCAGCGAAUCGAAGAGCUGUUUGCUAAAAACCACCAGCUGCGAGAACAGCAGAAAGUCUUGAAAGAAAACGUGAAAGUGCUGGAAAACAGAUUGCGAGCCGGUCUCUGUGACAGAUGCCAAGUCACCCAAGAACUGGCAAAGAAGAAGCAACAAGAGUUUGGAAAGGCCCAUUUCCAGAGUCUUCAGCACAUCUUCAUUCUCACUAAUGAAAUGAAUAAACUGAGGGAAGAGAACAAGAGCUUGAAAGAAGACCUGAAGAGGCUUUCGAGCACAGAGGAAAGGCCAAAGUCUCUAAAAGGACUGCCUAGAGAAGGGAGCUCUACCCCUAACUCACCGCUGCCCUUGCUGUCCACGCGGAGCAGGAAACCCAGCACCGAGAAGCAGAAGCAGGAAGCAGAAGACGAGUAUCGGGAAUCUCUCGGACAGAGUAGUUCUCCGGGUACCAGGUUCUCCCCUACCAUUAUUUUCCAGAAUGAACAUGCUCUUGAGAUGAGUUCUCAGAGGAUAGCAAACCAGUUGCAUGGAACAAUCGCCUUAAUGAGGCCUGGCUCAAGAUCCUGCUCUCAGGAAAGAGAGGGCCCAGGAAAUGCCACCCCACCCCCUGCAAGCAAAACUCCGCCAUCCCCUCUGCCUGAGCGAAGCCCCGGCUUUGAAGCUUUUUUAAGAGCCAGCAAAUCGGAUUGCCACGAAUUUGCUUCAUCUUACGAGACACUGAAGUUUGCCACCCGAAAGGAGCAACUCUGCCUCCUCAACCAACAUUUUGCCCUGCGCCAUCUUGGACUCCAGAGUAACUCCAGCAGCAGGGAGGGUGGCUUCCCUCACCACUUACAAAUGGCCAAAGAGGCGGGAGACAGAACGAGGUCACAAGAUGAGUGGGAAGACCCGGCGGCCAUCUUGGAACUGCCUGGCACCAUGGUGUACCUGAAGGACCAUCAGUCGGAGAACAGGCUCCAGUUUCUUAAUCACCAAGAGAAGCUCCACGAUUUAUUGAGGCAACAUCAGCAAGGGUGUCGAGCCAGAAUGGCGGACAGCUUAGAUCGCAAUGAAUGUCGAUCACCCCCAUUGGCAAGGGCUACCAAAGAGUGCAAAAAAGAGAGGACCUGUUUAGAAAAUUCUGCUGAUGGAACUCUAGGGAAAUUGCUCUUGAUCCAUAGGGAAGACCUGGAGCAAGGAGAGAAGGCCGAGGCCAUGAGGGAGUACCUCACAGACGCACCUCUGGACCUAUCGGAUUAUGGAAGAGGAAGAGAAAACUUGAAGCCGGACUGCUGGCAACAGCCCUCCACAGAGCACAAGCCUGGAAGUCCAGGUAGAGAAAAGAAUGACGACACGGCUCUUCAGAAAGCUUGUUUGUCCAGCUGGCUCCAUGUGGCUAAACAUCUCCAUGGGAGCAACGAGUCAGAGCAACUCGCCAUCAGAGCCAAGGAGAACGUAGCAGCAGCAUUUCCGAUCUCUUUCCUGCAAGAACUUCCCGUUUCCAAGCCAGCCUCGGGUGACGACAAUGCUGAAUCAGACACAAAGAUGUCUUUGGCAACAGAGAAGCAAGAAACGGACCAACCGGAUGAUGGAGAUUCCGAUUCAGAGAAAGAAGAGUCUGAUGAGCCCGGUUCAUCCGACAGCGAGAUGGUCGGGGUUUGUGACAAUGAAAACCUCCAGGAAGUUUCCAUGAAAGAAACGUACUGCUGCAUAACAGAGAACAUCGGGAGAUCACAAAUGAAGAGGAAAAGAGGACAGGAUUCACGGACGAAAGCCCAUAAGAAGACAUCACGAGGUAGACAGAAUGGCAAAGCAACCCAGGUCCCAGCUGACUUACAAGAAGCUACAAAUGAAAACACAAAUCACAGCUCUGCUCACAGGGACAAUGACAACGAGGAGACAUAGCUCAGGUGUGCUUUCUCGCCCGGACAAAUCCUACAGCUGGAACCGCUGUCAGAUGUUUCUGCGUUUCAUAAGAA
Molecule: messenger RNA, 2158 nt
Organism: Elgaria multicarinata webbii
Lineage: Eukaryota; Metazoa; Chordata; Lepidosauria; Squamata; Anguidae
Gene: RBBP8NL
Product: RBBP8 N-terminal like
Exons: 13
Coding region: 90-2084 (664 amino acids)
Source: RefSeq, a predicted model, not a curated record